Molecule: messenger RNA, 1716 nt
Organism: Phytophthora sojae
Lineage: Eukaryota; Oomycota; Peronosporomycetes; Peronosporales; Peronosporaceae
Exons: 1
Coding region: 1-1716 (571 amino acids)
Cellular component (GO): membrane
Molecular function (GO): symporter activity
Source: RefSeq, a predicted model, not a curated record
AUGGCGGGCCCCUCUCCGCCGUCGGGCGGCGGGUCGCUUUCCGGCGUCACCGCGCCGCGGUUGCUGCCGCUGCUGCUGGGCGUGCUGGGUGGCACCGUUGCGUCGCUGGGGGUGGCGCUCGCGGGCGCGCGCUCCUCUGCGGUCGUGCGCUGGUUGCUGUGGCUUCCCGGGGACGUGCUGCUCGACGCUUUCGUGGGGCUCACGCCGCCGGUCGUGAUGCUGCAUGCAACGCGCACGGGCGCAAGCGAGGCCCGCGAGGCUCUCAAGCUUCAGUCGCAGUCCCGAUGGCUGCGGCUCGCAGGGGCGACGCUCGCGGGCUUCGCGCUGUCCACGCUGCUGGCCAGCGUCUUGGGUGCACUAUUGGCCUUGGCACUGCAGAGCAUCGUACCAACUAGCGCCACGCUGGCGCAGGUCUGGCGGCUGCCGGCGGGCGCGGCUGUGGCUUUCGUGUGUCCCCGCGCCGUGGCCAACGGCUCCGUAGCACUCCAAAGUGACGGGACUCUCGCGUGCUCGGAGAAUGCGACCGCGUUCGAGCUCGACGACGUGGCCAAGACGUUCUUGAUGAACCCCAUGACGCAGGCGUCGACUGUGGGCGAGCAGGUGAUCAAGGUGGCCGAGAGCGUCCUCCCGCAGAAUGUAGCGGGCGCCUUCGUUGACGGACAAGUGGUGGGUCUCGUGGCCGGAGGACUUGCGCUCGGAGCGGCGCUGGUAUGUUUCGCCGGAUCAGAGCGCGGACAAGAUGGAGGCAGCUACGAUGAACAAGGAGAGCAGCAGGAGAAGGAGGAAUUCGUGCUGCUGCAACUGGUUGCUCACGCGGAAGCAGCGCUGUGUCGCCUGCUGAAUGUUCUGCUGAGGUACCUGCCCAUGAUUGCGCCCUUCAUGAUGAGCAGCGUACUGUUGGCGUCGUCUGUGUCUUCUGCUUCGAUGAGUGUCAUGGACGUGGGGUCUGCCAUGGCGACUGCCUUAGCGCUCAUGGCUGUGCUGCUGCUUGCGCUGGUGAUCGACGUCGUGGUGAUGCUGCUUCUGGCCACACUCUUCACCCGCUCCAACCCGUUCGCGUUCCUCGAGCACCUUUUACCAGCGCAGUUGUUGGCAAUAAGCUCGGCGUCUCCGCUCGUUGCGCUCCCAACCACCGUCUCUUCCGUCGUAGCGAGCAAGCGUGUGUCGCCUCCGCUGGCCUUCAUCGUGUGCUCCGUGGGCACAGUGCUCAAUCAGACCGGCACUGCACUCUACCUAUCGGUGAGUACGCUGUUUGUGCUAAGCGCUUCUACGUCGGCCAUGGACAGCGUCGAGCUGGCCGCGUCACAGUCUGCAGGCACAUUUACAGCCAUGAUGUUCACCAACGCCUUGAUCUCCAGCAUCGUGUCUCCGAUGCCGAUGGGAAGCAAGACCGCCGCGCUCGCAACGGCGCUAGGACCUGUCUACGGAGUUCCGACGGGCCCUCGUGCCGUAUUGCUGGCCGUCCUCGCGGCGAUGGAAUGGCUCACAGACCCGUUCGUGUCCUGUGUGAACGUCACGAACAACGCGUUGAUAUCGCUGGUAGUAGCACAUUACUUCGAGGCUCAACCGACAGCAGAACCAGAGGCUGUACCAGAAAUCGACGAUUGCGUCGAUGAGCAUGAUGAAUAUCGAGCUCAUACGCAGCAGCAGCCACCGAUGCCCGAUCUGCGCCAGCAGCGAGUACUCGGGAUGAUCCACAGCGAAAAUUGGGUAUAG